This is a messenger RNA of Tachysurus fulvidraco (yellow catfish), 1735 nucleotides long. It is a transcript of the gene b3galnt2, whose product is annotated as beta-1,3-N-acetylgalactosaminyltransferase 2. Gene Ontology annotation, molecular function: hexosyltransferase activity. The record is from RefSeq and is a predicted model, not a curated record. The coding region runs from base 16 to 1611 and encodes 531 amino acids. Gene Ontology annotation, cellular component: membrane. The transcript has 12 exons. Lineage: Eukaryota; Metazoa; Chordata; Actinopteri; Siluriformes; Bagridae.
CAUUUCUAUUGGUCGAUGACGCCUAUCUGUGCGCCGUCGACAAUAGAUGAAGCGAAUAAGAUAGGAUCAGUUUGCAAUGUCGAAGGUGCUGAACGACUUGCACUUCAGAUUGCUUUUGUGUAUGUGUUUGGCUCGUCCAUGAGAAGUUUAGCACUGUUUCUGCUCCCGUGUGUGAUCGCGGUGCUGCUACAUGUGUGGUGGUCGCUGAAAGACCAGACCCAAUUCUUCUUGUAUGCCAAGGAUGCAGUGACAGGCAGCAGGAGGCCAGUAUAUGAAGUUGUGGUUGGAGUUUUAUCGGCCAGGCAUCACUAUGAACUAAGAGAUGCUUUAAGAGGCACAUGGAUGGGGUACCUCAGAGACCAUCCUGAUUUCCAGAAUCGGGUCCUGGUGAAAUUUAUCAUUGGUAAAGAUGGUUGUGCAAUACCUGAAGAAGAUCGGGAGGAUCCAUAUUCUUGCACCCAACUGAACAUCACAGAACAAGUGGCCAUGCAGGAUGUGACCAUUCUAAGCAAGCCUGAUGCUUUGGUGCCAUCUGAUGUCUCAGCCAUAUGUUUGGAUUUUAAGGUCCUCCAUCCGGUAGUGAUAACGAAACUGGGUGCAUUUCCCAGUAACCCACAGAAGGAUUUCACAGGGAAUGUCACAGUAAAGUUAUUUCCAGUGGACCAAAAGGAGCCAGUUGUGACUGCUCAACUUACUGCCCUGAGUCCAGGUGUCUAUGUGGAUGGCAUCUGGUAUAAGGCUGUGGAACAGUUCGUUUUGCCCAAGGGAUUUGAGGGUUAUCUUUUAUGGGAGAGCCAGGAUCCAGCAGGCUUGACAACUCUCAAUUCUUCCAAGGUUCAGUUUAAUACUGGUGGAGGGGUUAUCAAGUUAGGACAUAUAGAAGAGGGCACCUUGCCUCACAGAAAUGCACAUGGUUUUCCUGGAGUAGCUGGAGGAUUCAUUUUCUCCAUUUAUGAUGUGAAGGGAUUGAAAGAACAUCUGCAUGGCCGUGCAGGCAGAUGGGAGGCUCACAAGUCCAGGCUGAAAGAGGAAGAAAAAGCCCUACAGGAGGAAAUUCACACCUAUGGAGACAUUGUUUUUGUUGAUGUUGUGGACACAUACAGGACUGUGCCUUAUAAACUGCUGUACUUUUACAAAUGGGCGGUGAAAUAUGCAGACUUCAGUCUACUCCUGAAGACAGAUGAUGAUUGUUAUAUCAACACGGAUAAAGUACUAAUGAACAUUGACUACAAGAGCCUGAUGCGCAGCAAUCUGUGGUGGGGAAAUUUUCGCCAGAAUUGGGCUGUGGAUCGUGUAGGGAAGUGGCAGGAGUUGGAGUACACUAGUCCUGUCUAUCCAGCCUUUGCUUGUGGCUCUGGGUACAUGGUUUCCAGAGACUUAGUGGACUGGUUGGCCAGCAAUGGAGAUAAGCUUCAAGUUUACCAGGGAGAAGAUGUGAGCAUGGGAAUCUGGAUGGCUGCAGUACGGGUUCAAAAAUUUCAGGAUGCAGGCUGGCUGUGUGAGAGAGAGUGCUAUGUGGAUAUGCUGUCAUCACCACAGCAUACAGUGAAGGAGCUACACUUUCUCUGGGAUCAAAAAAGAGUUUGUGGGAAUCCAUGUGGCUGUUCUUAAAGCCUUCAUUAUGCUCCUCCCCUCUUUACUAUAAAUUAACUUGAAAUCUGUAACAAUUUAUUUUAAGGGCCUUUAUUGUCAGUGUAUUGAAAAUUAUUUUAAUAAACCAGUCCUGGAAAGUUUA